UGCCACGAGUCACAUGGGGCGACCUGGGGCUGGGGCGGGAAAAGUAGAAGAACUUCUUCCGGGUCACGAUCGAUAGACUCAACCUGGGGCGGGAAUUUCUUUCCUCUUCCCUGUAAUUUAAAGGCUACACCCGAUUAAGGUGCUUGUGAUUUUAUGAUGAGUUCCCAGAAAGGCAACGUGACUCGAUCCAGGCCUCAGAAACACCAGAAUACGUUCACCUUCAAAAAUGACAAGUUUGAUAAGAGUGUUCAGACCAAGAAAAUUAACGCAAAACUUCAUGAUGGAGUAUGUCAGCGCUGCAAAGAAGUUCUUGAAUGGCGUGUAAAAUACAGCAAAUACAAACCACUGUCAAAGCCUAAGAAGUGUGUUAAAUGUUUACAAAAGACAGUAAAAGACUCUUACCACAUAAUGUGUAGACCAUGUGCUUGUGAACUUGAAGUUUGUGCAAAAUGUGGAAAGAAAGAAGAUAUCGUUAUUCCCUUUAAUAAAGAACCAGAAACUUCAGAAAAUACUGAAAAUCAAGACUCUAACCAUAGAAGAAUCCACAAAAGAAAGGAGGACAGUGAUGAGGACAUAGAUGCUGAGACUGGGGAAGAUGGUGAAGAUGGAGAAGAUGGAGACACUUAGGCCUGAUAGCACAGAGUCAGCUGCAGAGGGCUCAGCAAACGCACUGACACCCUAACGAGCGAGUCAGAAAAGGCUGUUCAUUAGGCAGGACUGAGCAACAUCAAUUAUUUAUAGCAUUUGAAUAAUACAAACUUCCAGGUUUUCACGAUAAAACUUAAGCUGCAUAUACAGAAUGUGUGGCAACACAAUGGUAUGUUGUAUAAUCUAUGGAAAUUGUUUAGAAAACCAUUAUCAGCUAAUGUCAAACUAUCCAUUGUUGAGAAUUGGUGAUUGUGUCUGAACUAUUUCAUGGAAAACUAAGAUGAUUGGCUCAGCAUGCAUUUCCAUAGCCUGACUUGGGUGUGUGACUUACCUAGCAAAUGCCCCCUUAUAUCUUACAAAGCAAACCAGUUUAUUUUUAUACAUACACACACACACACACACACAUGCAUGCACACACACAAAAUCAUGUGUUGUGAUUUUCCUUUAAAAGUAUUUUUAUAUACUUAAUUCCUUUUUUUAAAAAGCCUUUCCUAGUUUAAAAACAUAUACUCAGAAAAAAUAUGUAUGGACUAUAUAGUAAAAUCCACCACUCUUACCCAAGUGAAUAUCCUUACAGUAUCAGAAGCUCCCGUGAAGUUCUCCCUCAUAAGCUUCUCUUUCCCAGAAUUCCAUUCUCCUGAAUUAUUACUCUCUUGCCAGUGUUUCGGCCUGUAAACAGUGUAAAUUGGCUUCAUGUGAUUAUUGAAAUCUGUGUCCAUGUGUUUAAAAUCCCAAAGCUACAGAAAACUAGUCAGGCAGUACAAUGAACUUUUCCAUACUAUUUAGCAAGAUUCCCAAUUUUGGUGUUUUACUGUUUUCUUUGUGUUUUAAUCUCUACAUAUGUAUAUAUGACAUGUAUGUAGAUGUACAUAUGUGUGAAUAUAUUUGAUGAAUUAUUGAAAUAAAUGUGAAACCCUGGUUUUGGACUUAUUU
This is a messenger RNA of Acomys russatus (golden spiny mouse), 1581 nucleotides long. It is a transcript of the gene C5H9orf85, whose product is annotated as chromosome 5 C9orf85 homolog. NCBI's taxonomy places the organism in Eukaryota, Metazoa, Chordata, Mammalia, Rodentia, Muridae. The transcript is spliced from 4 exons. The record is from RefSeq and is a predicted model, not a curated record. Bases 154 to 627 code for a protein of 157 amino acids.